Messenger RNA from Neodiprion virginianus, 4068 nucleotides. It is a transcript of the gene Gyc88E, whose product is annotated as soluble guanylate cyclase 88E. Gene Ontology annotation, biological process: cGMP biosynthetic process; nitric oxide-cGMP-mediated signaling; response to oxygen levels. The transcript has 14 exons. NCBI's taxonomy places the organism in Eukaryota, Metazoa, Arthropoda, Insecta, Hymenoptera, Diprionidae. Gene Ontology annotation, cellular component: guanylate cyclase complex, soluble. The record is from RefSeq and is a predicted model, not a curated record. Gene Ontology annotation, molecular function: guanylate cyclase activity; oxygen sensor activity; heme binding. Bases 1002 to 3509 code for a protein of 835 amino acids.
UAUGCCUGAAAAAUACAAUUAAGAACAGAAAGUCGAGAGUGCGGUAUGGUUCGCAUUACGCAAUUAAAAGGGCGGGUGAAACACACAUGGGAAUUUUCAAAAAAUUUCUGUAAAAUCUCAUCCGCCUUGGGGACAAGCGUUAACGAAUUAGGCCAGAGUUUGGCCAAGCGAUGAUAAUAUUGGCACGGCUGUACAAACCACUUGGUAGUCGUAGCAUGUCAGUGCUUACUAAAACCAUCUACGUGAAGCCUGUUUGAUUUUCCGAUCGGGUAGCUAAUAGCAGGAAAUGGCGGCCUUCGAAGAACCAGCAGUUUGGAUUUGGUUGGUUAGUAACGUUUUCGUCGUUACACUGCAAAGAACUCGCGUCGCCCCGCGAACGUUCUCUCAGAAUGAGUAAAAACCGCGGCGAGAACGUAUAAAAUCGCACAGGUGCACAAUAGGUAUUCCUCACGCGAAUGCAAUUUGCUUAAAACAGUUAAAAAAUUCUGCAACGGGCCGGUUUGAACGAGAGAAUUAAAAAAAAAAAAAAAAACAACAAGUAACAGAAAGAAUAAAUCGCAAAAAAGAACCAAAAUUAAACAUUGUCAAAUCAUCCGCGUAGCAGAAUAUCUUGCAAUUAAUUAAACCACGCUACGUAACGUCCGAUUGAAAUUUAGCUAAACAUGUCAGAGAAUUGCACUGAACCGAAAUUCUCAGACUCUUUAUAGCCGUCACAACGCGACCGGAGCUUUUCGGCGUCCGACCAUUACUGCAGUUACCACUGUGAACCAAGACGAAAGGAGACAAGCCGAUUUCGCCUGAGUCAAUCCGAAUAUACUCGAAUAGCAAGCAUUUCGAGGAUGUCUUUUAGCACCAAGGAUGCAAUGAGGGUUAAAGAAAGUCCAAUGUCAAACGUUUGCACACCAACACCGAAGCUUUGUAACAAUACAGAAUUGGGCCAAUGGUGGCACUGAAAGACAUCGCUAUGUUCGAAAGAAGGUUCCUAAACGCAGUAGCUAAACAUGUACGGGUUAAUCCUGGAAAAUUUGUCCGAGUAUAUAAAGCAAGUGUACGGCGAAGAUCGUUGGGAAGAGAUUCGUCGACAGGCAGCAGUAGAGCAGCCCAGCUUCAGCGUUCACCAGGUUUACCCUGAGAACCUGAUACCUCGAUUAGCCAAAAAAGCCAUUCAGGUACUGGGAAUUACGGAGAAGGAAUUCUUCGAUCAGAUGGGCGUCCACUUCGUCGGAUUCGUAGGGCAGUACGGCUACGAUCGAGUUUUGUCGGUUCUCGGUCGUCACGUAAGAGAUUUCCUCAACGGUCUGGACAACCUUCACGAGUACCUAAAGUUUUCUUACCCUCGAAUGCGAGCCCCGUCCUUCAUCUGCGAAAACGAAACCCGCCACGGUUUGACACUUCACUACAGAAGCAAAAGGCGGGGAUUCGUCUACUACACGAUGGGUCAGAUUCGCGAGGUGGCUCGACAUUUUUACCACAAGGAAAUGCGGAUCGAACUCGUCCGCGAAGAAGUUCUCUUCGACACCGUCCACGUCACCUUCAACCUUACGUUCGACAACCGGGCUUUUACGUACGCCUCUCUUGCCAUGACCCGGGAAGAAAAGCACCUGCCAAUCGGGGCCUCGGUUCUCUUCGAGAUAUUUCCGUUCUGUAUUGUAUUCGGGUCUGACAUGGUAGUUAGAAGCCUGGGAAACUCCUUGAUGGUAAUUCUGCCCGAACUUCUCGGGAAAAAGAUCACGCACUGGUUCGAUCUAGUGAGACCAUUGAUCGCCUUUAAAUUUCAAACCAUACUGAACCGCACAAACAACAUUUUCGAACUGCUUACCGUUGAGCCGGUGCUUACCGAGCGACCACCGGACCGCCGUAAGAAUGAAAUUAUGCUAAGCGACGCAAUGGAAAAUCCCGAAGAGAAAACGUUGAGGUUAAAAGGUCAAAUGAUUUACAUGGACAAUUGGAGGAUGAUGAUGUACCUAGGAACACCGGUGAUGCCGGAUCUGAACGCGCUGAUAACCACCGGACUUUACAUAAACGAUUUAUCGAUGCACGACUUCAGCAGAGAUCUGAUGCUCGCCGGAACUCAGCAGUCGGUUGAACUCAAGCUGGCACUCGACCAAGAACAACUCAAAAGCAAAAAGCUCGAGGAGUCGAUGAGGAAGCUCGACGCCGAGAUGAAACGAACGGAUGAACUGCUCUAUCAAAUGAUACCGAAACAAGUAGCUGACCGACUUAGAAACGGCGAAAGUCCGAUAGACACGUGCGAAAUGUUCGACUCCGUAUCGAUUCUCUUUUCGGACGUUGUUAGUUUCACCGAAAUAUGCAGCCGGAUCAGUCCGAUGAAAGUCGUUUCAAUGCUCAAUGCUAUGUACUCGAUAUUCGACACCCUCACCGAGAGAAAUCGCGUGUACAAGGUUGAAACCAUCGGUGACGCCUACAUGGUGGUUUCCGGAGCACCGGACAAGGAACACGAUCACGCCGAUCGAGUCUGCGACAUGGCUUUGGACAUGGUGGAAGCGAUAACCGAUCUCAAGGAUCCGUCCACAGAUCAGCAUUUGCAAAUUCGUGUCGGUGUGCACAGUGGCGCGGUGGUCGCUGGUAUUGUCGGAUUAAAAAUGCCGCGUUACUGUCUGUUCGGAGAUUCGGUGAACACCGCGUCGCGAAUGGAAGCAACGAGCGAAGCGAUGCAGAUCCACAUAUCGCAGCCGACCAAAGAGCUUUUAUCCUCGUCGUACAAGGUUACGGAACGUGGGGAGAUUCAGGUGAAAGGUAAAGGCUCGAUGAAAACCUAUUGGCUGGAGAAGCGGGAAGAGCGUUCGCAGAUGACCAAAGGUAUCUCGAUCUGCGAGCCACCCCAGUGGCAGAAUUGUGCGGUGAAAAAACGCAUGUCGAUCGGCGUUGUCGGUUCGGGCCUCAGGAACGAACGGAAGUCGGAAAACAACUCGGCGUCGACGAGGACCUCCAGGGUUUCUUCCCCGGCACCGGCCAGUUCGAAUUCCGGCAUAUUGUGCGAGGACAGGCGAAUCUACUCGCCGAUUACCUUCCAGGACGUCGCGCAACGAUCCGUUGCAAAUUCGCCGAUAAAGAGCGUCGACAUUAAAGGUUUCCGUUCGAAUUCCGUAGGUGCUGUAUCGGCGAUCGUCCGGAGUCCUGCGGAUAUAUUUGGUUCCCUUUUGUCGGACACCGAGGAGCAUUUCCGUUUGCACAGGGACAGCGCGACGUCCCCGCAACUCUGUAACGCCGACACGAGGUCCUUAACGUCGUCCAAGAGUGAUCGUACCAGGGGUAAAUUGACCCCGGACGAAGAGGUCAAGGGUCACGUAAGGGAUACGUCGAACUUCAACUUGAACUCCGCCGGCGGAUUGGCCGGGAUUCCAAGUUGCGAAUUCUCCCUCGUCGCUGACCCAGAUGCUCCCGACAGUAGAAAUUUGCCUAUUAAUCAGGACCAAUGCUGCCCGGGUUUCGCUCUUACCAAAAGCGGCAAACCGCGGCAUCAAAGCAACGCCUGCGUUAUUUUUUAAAUCGAUAAAACAUUUGUUAUAUUUAAUAUAUGUGUAAGAUACAUAUAUCACGGAUUUCAGAUUAUAGCUCGAUAUUUCACUUGAUUGUUUUUUUUUUUUUUAGAUUCUUUUAUCUUAUCUUAUCUUUCUCUGUCUCGGUAGAUUCUUUUUUCCGCCUAUCAAAAUAAUCGACAUCGUUCAAGUGAUAUGUAGCAAAUCUUAUUCUAAUUGCCGUGUUUUAGUUUACUAUUCUUUUUUUUUCUCGUUCUUCUUGUUGUUGCUGGUUUGUUUUUUUUUCACCAUCUCUCUCUAUUAGAACACUCAAAUUCAGACGUAUAAUAUAACGUACCGUUCAUCUUGAUCGGGGGAGAAUAUAUUUAUACAAGGAUAUUAGAUCGUUAUCGACGAUAUCAGACUGCAUGUAUUGUGUAAACUAUAAUAUAUUAUAUAUACCAGUUGAUGUGUGUAUAUUAAAUUGGAUUGAUUAAUAAUACGCCGCGUGUAAAAUUCUCGUGUGAAUAAUCGAGCCGGGGGAAAAGACGUAUUUUAUGCAAUAGUUACGAAAAAUUGUAUGUAUUAA